UGUUGUAUAUAUAUAAUCUUUCGUUUUCCUCCCUUUUUAUUUUGGAUUUGAGUUAUUUACACACAAAAUUUUAAAAAUCACGAAUUGCCCAUUUUUAGGGCAUUUUUUCAGAUAAGAUAUCAGUGGAAGUCAAAAAAGAAUUUAAUGUUGGGAGUUUCUUCUGUGUAGUUUCAUUUCUCUUUUCUUCUCUCACCAUCACAAACAACAACAAGAAGGAGAAGAAGCAAAACACAAAAAAAAGGGGGCUGCUUAAGAGCUUCAAGAUUAAGAAGAAGUGACAUGGCGGCUUCUUCAUCAUCGGCCGCUUCGUUUUUUGGAGUAAGGCAAGAAGAUCAAUCUCCAAUUCCUCUCCAGAAUCCCUCCGCCGUCGCCGGUCUUCCUCAGCCGCCGCCUCCGUUGCCGGAAGCUCCGCCGCAGAAGAAGAAGAGAAACCAACCAAGAACACCAAAUUCAGAUGCGGAAGUGAUAGCUUUAUCUCCAAAGACGCUAAUGGCGACGAACAGAUUCAUAUGCGAAGUGUGCAACAAAGGGUUUCAGAGAGAGCAGAACCUGCAACUCCACAGGAGAGGGCACAACCUUCCAUGGAAGCUGAAGCAGAAAUCGAACAAGGAAGUGAAGAGGAAAGUGUAUCUGUGCCCGGAGCCCACGUGCGUCCACCACGACCCCUCACGUGCGCUCGGAGAUCUCACCGGCAUCAAGAAGCAUUAUUACCGCAAACAUGGCGAGAAGAAGUGGAAGUGCGAUAAGUGUUCUAAGCGUUACGCUGUUCAAUCUGAUUGGAAAGCUCACUCUAAGACCUGCGGUACCAAAGAGUAUCGAUGCGACUGUGGCACCAUCUUCUCCCGGCGCGACAGUUUCAUCACACACAGAGCGUUCUGUGACGCGUUGGCUCAGGAAAGUGCGAGACACCCAACUUCUUUGACGUCUCUGCCAAGUCAUCACUUCCCGUACGGACAUAACAACACCAAUAGCAACACCACCAACCCCAGCAACAACAACGCUUCCAACAUGAUGCUCGCUCUGUCCCAAAUGGGGGCCCCACAGAAUCUUGAUCUUCACCACCACCCCAAUCAAAAUGUCGACGUUCUCCGCCUCGGAAGCGGUGGCGCCGGCGGUGGAGGAGUAUCCGCCUCUCGCUCCUCCGAUCUCCUCCCUCCUCCUCCUACCAAUGCCUCCAGUUUCUUCAUGCAAGACCAAAACCCUAGUUUUCACGAACAAGACACGAGCUCUCAUCACCACCAAGGAUUUUUGGCGGCGGCGAACAACAAAACGUUGACUUUUCAACACGGUCUCAUGCAGUUCUCGGAUGUCCAUAAUUCUCCUUCUCACAACCUCUUCAACCUUAGCUUCUUCUCCGGCAACAACAACAACGUUCAGACAAGCAACAACUCCGCAGUUUCAUCGGGCAAUUUAGUGAUAUCGAAUCCUUUCGACAGCGAAAACGCGGCGGCUGGCGGAGGUGAUGGGUCCACCAGCACCGGUCUCUUCCCAAACAGCCUCUUGAGCACGACGGAUCGCAUAAACUCAACCGCGGUCCCUUCCCUUUUCAGCUCCUCCAUGCAACAUCCCAGUUCUAACUCUCACAUGUCAGCCACCGCACUUCUUCAAAAAGCUGCUCGGAUGGGUUCAACGUCAAAUGCCAACAACAACAAUAACAACAACGCUUCCUCGAUCUUGAGGAGCUUUGGUGGUGGAGUCUACGGUGAAAACGAUAGCAACUUUCACGACUUGAUGAACUCCUUCUCUGCUCCAAUGGAUUCUCCGUUCGGUUCCUACGGAGGGAGUAAGGGAAGUAGUGUGGAUAAGCAGGAUAUGACGAGAGACUUCCUCGGCGUAGGACAGAUCGUACGGAGCAUGAGCGGCGGCGGAGGGUUUCAGCCGCAGACGCAGACGCAGCCGCAAUCGCAAACGCAGCUAGAGAGAGACCGUUUGGGUUCAUCGGAUUCUGCAGACGACAGAAACAGCAUGGCCGGUGCUCCGACAAGCCCGCAGUACGGAGUUCAUCAUGGAAGUUUCUAGGAGAUCACUACUAAGACCAUAUAAGGUGCUUCUUUCAGGGACACCGGUGCAAAGGGAUCGAGGUAAGGAGGCCCAUCGACAUGCAACGAGGAGACGAUCGCCAUGUCUCACCAAAAACAGACAGAGCUCAAAUCAGCUCAUGUUCCCCCCCCCUUUUUUGUUCUUCCUGAUUUUGUUUUGUUUUAUUUUAUAUUUUGUUUUGGUCAUCUUAUGAAAAAAUUAAUUAAUCUAUAGGUAGAAAUCCCCUCUCCUGUUGCUUAAUUAGUUUGCGUUGUAGAAUGAGGUUGAUUUUUCUCUUUGAAUUAUCUCAUUAUUCCUUUGCAUGUCUACCAUUAAUUCAAUAUAUUAUCGAGACAAUUUGAAUAUUAA
Molecule: messenger RNA, 2388 nt
Organism: Tarenaya hassleriana
Lineage: Eukaryota; Viridiplantae; Streptophyta; Magnoliopsida; Brassicales; Cleomaceae
Product: protein indeterminate-domain 5, chloroplastic
Exons: 4
Coding region: 280-2019 (579 amino acids)
Cellular component (GO): nucleus
Molecular function (GO): DNA-binding transcription factor activity
Source: RefSeq, a predicted model, not a curated record